Eremothecium gossypii ATCC 10895 is the source of this 1506-nucleotide messenger RNA. RefSeq names its product Git1p (gene GIT1). Gene Ontology annotation, molecular function: carboxylic acid transmembrane transporter activity. Bases 1 to 1506 code for a protein of 501 amino acids. The transcript has a single exon. Gene Ontology annotation, biological process: carboxylic acid transport; transmembrane transport. Gene Ontology annotation, cellular component: plasma membrane. The record is from RefSeq and is marked provisional. Lineage: Eukaryota; Fungi; Ascomycota; Saccharomycetes; Saccharomycetales; Saccharomycetaceae.
AUGUCCACGACAGGGUUACUAAAGUAUGACGCGGAGGCUCGCAAAGCACGUUUUGCUGUGGGGAAGAAGGGCAAAUGGCUACAUCUAUUCAGUAUCCUGGCGGCAGGAUUUGCGCUUAUUUCAGAUGGUUACCAAAAUAAUGUCAUGUCGAUGUUAAACCGUGUAUUCAGAAAUCAGUACGGUGAGAUAGAAUAUAGUGCAGAUGUAUCUACAAGGGUUUCAAAUGCAUCACUCAUAGGGACUAUCAUAGGGCAGGUGGGGAUGGGAUUCGCUUGUGAUUAUAUGGGUCGCAAAUGGGGCAUUCUGGUAGCGACAAUAUUGCUUGUAUUGGGAUCUGUUCUCUGCGCCGUGGCCUAUGGCAAAACCACGUCCGCUCUCUUCAUGAUGCUCACCGUGACGAGAUGGGUAGUUGGCUGCGGUAUUGGUGCAGAAUACCCCUCUUCAUCUGUCGCUGCAAAUGAGGCUGCAAAUGAAUACUCUGAGCGCCGCCGCGGUGGGAUCAUGGUAAUGGUAACCAAUUUACCACUCUCGCUUGGCGGCCCAUUUGCCACGGCAAUUUUUCUUGUGGUAUACAAAAUCCUAGGGUCGCAGAGACUUGUAGCGGUUUGGAGAACCAUGUUUGCACUUGGCUGCAUAUGGCCUAUUUCUGUGUUUUACUUCCGGUGGAGAUUAGCUAGUAAUGAGCUCUUUGAGAGUGGCCGAAUGCGCUCGAAUGUCCCAGUAUGGUUGAUUAUUAAAUAUUGUUGGCGCAGUAUGAUUGGAACUUGUGGUGCAUGGUUUCUAUAUGAUUUUGUAACCUUUCCCAACGGAAUAUUUUCAGGUACUAUUAUAGCUUCUGUUAUUGGUGAUUCGGAAGACUUGAUUAAAAUUGCUGAGUGGAAUCUAUUACUUGGCGUACUAGCAGUACCAGGAGUGAUACUGGGAGCUUUAUUGUGUGAUAGAAUAGGCAGGAAGUACACACUCGUUUUCGGAUUUACUGGGUAUAUCAUAUUUGGACUAAUAAUUGGAUGCGCAUAUACCAGAAUUAUGAAAAUAGUGCCCCUCUUUAUUAUAUUUUACGCGCUAAUGCUCAGUCUAGCAAAUGCUGGCCCUGGUGAUAUGCUUGGCGUAGUCAGCUCUGAAAGCUUUCCGACUCCUGUCAGAGGCACAUGCUAUGGUAUUAGUGCUGCGAUAGGGAAAUUAGGUGCAGUUGUAGGAACACAAUCAUUUCAACCAAUUCGAAACCGAUUAGGCCCCUCAUAUACAUUCAUUAUUGCUGCUAUUUGUGGAAUUCUUGGGGUAGUGGUAUCAUGGAUUUUCGUACCUCACCUACGUGAGCAUGACCUCAUGGAAAACGAUAUUAAGUUCUAUAACUAUCUCCUUGCAAAUGGCUGGACCGGAACGCCCAAAUAUACAAGAUGUGAUGUGCUCGAUAAUGAGUCUUCUGAAACUGAUACUGCGAUUUGCUUAAAGGAGCCCAUAACACACGCCGAUACUUCUGACGGUAAAAAAAGCCCUUCGAAGUGA